AUGGUUCGCGUGGGACUUCAAAUAUCUGCCACAUUGGAGAACAUAGAUAAAUUAGAGACUUCCCAUCCAGACUAUCCAUUCUUCGUGAAGUUGACCUGCAGCAACUGCGGCGAGCAGUCCGACAAAUGGCACGACAUAACCGAAUCGGAGCGAGUGCAGCAGGAUACCCGGAACACGGCCGGAUUUAAUUUCUUCAUGAAAUGCAAAAUGUGCAGUCGGGAGAAUAGCAUCGAUAUUGUGGAAAAGUCAAACGUGCCCUACACGGCGGAUGAUAGUGGAAAACUUAAGACUAUCGUCAUCUUUGACUGUCGCGGCCUGGAACCUGUUGAUUUCUCCCCCCGCUCCGGCUGGAAGGUUUUCUCCUCCGAAAAUGGCCAGUCUUUCGAGGAUGUCGAUCUAUCGGAAGACGACUGGGUGGAGUACGAUCAGAAGAAUAACAACUCCGUAGGGGUCUACGAGUUCGCCUCAAAAUUCAUCAAAUUAAAGAAGUGAGCAGAGAUCUUUACUCAUAUUGUCUCUUUGGUUCUCCUCAUUCAAUAUUAUGAAUAAACACAGAGAAUACGCUCUCGCUCUCAUAAGACAGUAGAAAUAGGAUCUGCUCUUUCGAGGCAGGCAAAU
This is a messenger RNA of Drosophila pseudoobscura, 618 nucleotides long. Its product is annotated as UPF0587 protein GA18326. The transcript has 2 exons. Bases 1 to 492 code for a protein of 163 amino acids. The record is from RefSeq and is a predicted model, not a curated record. Lineage: Eukaryota; Metazoa; Arthropoda; Insecta; Diptera; Drosophilidae. Gene Ontology annotation, molecular function: zinc ion binding.